Molecule: messenger RNA, 1191 nt
Organism: Adineta ricciae
Lineage: Eukaryota; Metazoa; Rotifera; Eurotatoria; Adinetida; Adinetidae
Source: the annotation of a GenBank genome assembly
AUGAUAACAGAACAAUAUAUUCAAACGAUUUUUGCACCUGAAAUUAAUUUAACGCUAGACGGAAAGCAAACUGAAGGUGAAUUGAUACGCAUCACGUGUGAGAUUUCUUCUCGACCGGAUUUUGAUGAGAUUCAGUGGUUUAAUGGAAGUUUUUUAUUGAAUAUGACGAAUCAGACUCGUUUGGAAGUCAAAUUAACGCGGUAUAUGCAUGGAAAUCGGAUCAGUUGUCAAGUCAAAAAUCAAGUUGGCAAACGAAAUCAAUCGUUAACAUUACAAGUCAACUAUAAACCAGUCUUUGUCGAUCUUCAUGGAAAUGAAAUGAACAAUUAUUCCGUUGUUUUAGUCGAUGAAGAGCAAAGAGUCGAACUUCAAUGCUUAGUUAGUUCAUUUCCGUCAUCAAUAAUCUCAUGGAUAUUUAAUGAGAAAAUUCUUUCGACAAAUCAAACAACUUUAAAAAUCGAUCAUCUACAAAUCGGCUCCUAUAUCUGUACUGCUCAUCAUCCUCUAUUUGGGAUAUUUAAUCAAACGAUACGAGUGGCUUUGAAAGGACCACCGGAAAUGCUCGAAGAAACAAUAAUUCAUUCCGCUUAUGUUGGACAAUCGGCUUUGCUUAUUUGUUCAAUAUCAAAAGAUAUUCCAACCGAAGAAAUCUUCUGGUCACGUGACGGUCAAUCGAAAAUCAACUCCAAUGAAAAAUAUGAAAUUGAAGAAAAUCGAACAGAUCGGCUGAUUGAAUAUAAACUAUUGAUUAAAAAUGUGUUCGUAUCAGAUGAAGAUUCAUAUAUUUGUACAACAAUGAAUCAAUAUGGUUCAUCCAUUGCUAAAUUUCAAUUACGAGUGAUCAGUUUGAAAAAUUAUUUUAUUCAACGUUCGUUUCUGUAUGGUUCAAUCGUACUUGGACUUUCGUGUUGUCUGAUAUUAAUUGUCAUUACAUUAAUUAAUCAUUAUCGACGAAAAAAUCAUCAACGAAUAAGAAAACGUUCUUCGACGACGGAUGAAACAAUAUCAUCUCUAGCGAAACAACACGAUCAGAUGCAGCAUGAUUAUCAAGAUGAAACAAAUUCGAAUAUGGAUCAAUAUCUUUUUCACGAACAAUUUAUCAAUAAUCAUAGAGACGAUAUCUGCGAUUCUUCACAUGAUGAUCAAUUUUAUUUUCGAGACAAUCUUGAACGAUAUUCUACAGUUGUUUAA